Messenger RNA from Physeter macrocephalus (sperm whale), 1571 nucleotides. It is a transcript of the gene NIT2, whose product is annotated as nitrilase family member 2. The transcript has 11 exons. Gene Ontology annotation, molecular function: omega-amidase activity. Gene Ontology annotation, biological process: L-glutamine metabolic process; oxaloacetate metabolic process. NCBI's taxonomy places the organism in Eukaryota, Metazoa, Chordata, Mammalia, Artiodactyla, Physeteridae. Gene Ontology annotation, cellular component: mitochondrion. The record is from RefSeq and is a predicted model, not a curated record. Bases 309 to 1247 code for a protein of 312 amino acids.
GCGCGGUGGCCCACAGACCUCCUUUCAGGCGCCGGUGCCGGUGGUGCUUCCCGGCAGAGCUAUGGCCGGGGACACAGAUUCGAUCCCUGGUCCAGGAAGAUCCCACAUGCCGCGGAGCACCUAAGCCCGUGCACCACAACUACUGAAGCCCCCUCGCCUAGAGCCCGUGCUCCGCAACGAGAGAAGACCCCGCUCGCUGCAACUAGAGAAAACCUGCGCGCAGCAAAGAAGACCCAACGCAGUCAAACAAACAAAAGUCCUUUUACACACCUCCCUCUGAGUGUGACUCUAUCUUUCAGAAGAGGCUGAUGGACUUGAGAGCUGUGGUUCUUGGUGGGGUUGAGGGUGGUGUUGAUCUGACUCCCUUGAGGAAUGUUUUCAAGUUACAUGACCUCAGCCCCACCCACCCAAAAAACAAACAAGCUUUCCGCUUGGCCCUCAUCCAGCUUCAAGUUUCUUCCGUCAAAUCAGAUAACCUCACUCGAGCCUGUGGCCUUAUCUGGGAGGCAGCAAAGCAGGGAGCCAAAAUAGUUUCUCUGCCAGAAUGCUUUAAUUCUCCAUAUGGCACGAAAUAUUUUCCUGAAUAUGCAGAGAAAAUUCCUGGUGACUCCACACAGAAGCUUUCUGAAGUAGCAAAGGAGUGCAGCAUAUAUGUCAUUGGAGGUUCCAUUCCUGAAGAGGAUGCUGGGAAAUUAUAUAAUACCUGUGCUGUGUUUGGGCCUGAUGGAACUUUACUGGUAAAGCACAGAAAGCUCCAUCUGUUUGACAUUGAUGUUCCUGGGAAAAUCACAUUUCAAGAAUCUGAAACAUUGAGUCCUGGUGAUAGUUUCUCCACAUUUGAUACUCCUUACUGCAGAGUGGGCCUGGGCAUCUGCUACGACAUCCGCUUUGCAGAGCUGGCACAAAUCUAUGCACAGAGAGGCUGCCAGCUGUUGGUAUAUCCUGCAGCUUUUAAUUUGACCACCGGACCAGCCCACUGGGAGUUGCUUCAGCGAGGCCGCGCUGUUGAUAAUCAGGUGUACGUAGCCACAGCAUCUCCUGCCCGGGAUGACAAAGCCUCCUAUGUUGCCUGGGGACACAGCACCGUUGUGAGUCCUUGGGGGGAGGUCCUCGUCAAAGCUGGCACUGAAGAAAUGAUCGUGUAUUCAGACAUAGACCUGAAGAAGUUGGCUGAAAUACGCCAGCAAAUCCCCAUUUUUAGCCAGAAGCGAUCAGACCUCUAUGCAGUGGAGGCGAAAAAGCCCUAAUGUUUAUGUUUCCAACAUGUCAUGAAACAGGAAGAUAUGUUUCUACCACAUAAUCAACUCCCUUCUGAAUUCUUUAAUGGAGAUUCUUUUUUUUUUUUUUUUUUUUUUUUUAAAUUUCAGCCGUUUCCCAUCCUGGAUAGGGAAGCUCUCUGUUGAGAUGGUGGAGCAUCAACUGAUGCUGGUGUUUUCCACACCAUAUUAAAUAGUCAAAAAGGACUCAGGCUGGCAUGGACGAGCAGAAGGCAAGGGGAUGGCUGGCUGUAAGUCUUCCAUGUUCAAGUUAUCUCAAAGCAGUUAGUAAAAGUAUCAGAUCUUGAUCUCCUU